Molecule: messenger RNA, 6571 nt
Organism: Neolamprologus brichardi
Lineage: Eukaryota; Metazoa; Chordata; Actinopteri; Cichliformes; Cichlidae
Source: RefSeq, a predicted model, not a curated record
CAGUAUGAGCACUACACCUAUCCAGGAACUCCCUACCCAGGGACUGUCCUCUGGGAGUGGGCAGACCUUACCCUCCCGACCCCUGCAGCUCUCCUCUGAUCCUUCAGCUUCUAAAAGAGUAUGUUUCUACAAAAGCGGUGACUAUCAGUUUGGAGGGCAUCGAAUGGUCAUCAAUACCCGCACCUUUAAGACCUUUGAUGCUCUACUGGAUGUUCUUUCCAAGAAAGUGCCUCUGGCAUUUGGAGUGAGGACUAUCACCACACCCCGGGGGACUCACCUUGUUAAGGCAUUAGAUGACUUACAUGAUGGAGGUGCUUAUGUGUGCUCUGACCAGAAACGUGUGAAGCCAAUAAACCUGGAUGAAGUGAACCGGCGGCAGGUACCUUGGAAUACUACCAGACUGGUCAGUGUAGGGCGACGACGGCGAUUUGGUCAGUUUGGCAGCAAGAAUGAAGCCAUCAGGCCAGCAAAGGUCACUGAAAGAGUGGCAGUACGGACACCAAAGAGGCUUAUGGUCAUCAAGAACAGGGAUCCAAGUGUUAAACGCACAAUUGUUUUGCAGAGAAGAACAGCUCCAACAUUUGAUGCAUUGCUGGAUUACCUAUCGCAGAUCCUGCAGUUCCCAGUGCUGAAACUCUACUCUACAGAUGGCAGAAGAGUUGAUGGUCUUGCUGCUCUUAUCUUGUGCUCUGGAGUUGUUGUGGCAGCGGGCAACGAGCCUUUCAGAUUAGCAAACUAUAGUUUUCACAGAACAGGCCAGAUGGCACAGGCCAUGUUCCUGGAAACUGCUGAACCCUCAAUGUUACAACCUAGAGCACAGAAGAAAAAGUCUUUCUCGAGCGGACGAGGAUCGAGGAACUUCUCUGUGUCAUCAGAGCGAUAUAUUGUGAACCAGAUAAACAAGUCUCAAAAUGGCCACCUGCAUCCCCACAAUGGACUAUUUGAAGCAGAAGCCAAUCAGCAUCACACAUCUAUGGAGAUGUCCGGAACUGGCAGGGAAGAUAACGUGCAUCAAACCUGCAUCGUACCUCACGAUGAUGACAUUGAAAAGUCUUUCCGCGUGAAUCAAGAUGGCAGCAUGACGGUGGAGAUGAAAGUUCGUCUGACCAUUAAGGAGGAGGAGAUGCUCCACUGGACAACCACACUCAGCCGCACCAGCCUUAGCAAGAGGGCAGCUUGUGCCUCAAUUUCUGAGUCAGGCAACCGCUCCCCUGACUCGAACAAUGUCAUUCCCAAAGACUCCUCUAGUAUCAGCGAGGAAGAAACGAAAGAGGAGAACUUUCCCUCUGCAGCUGGAAAAGGCGUCGGCUUUAAUGAUGAGCGAACAUGUGAAGGAUACACUUCAACAGCUACGAGAAAAGCGAAAAAAAGUGUCAAACGCACUCCCACACCUGGUCCUCGACAUGUUAAUAAAAAGGCGUCUAUUGAGAGUGUGAAGAGGGUCACAGAGUCAGGGGUGCAAGAGAGCAUGCUGGGACAUUAUUCCUAUGUGGAAAGGACAGCCGAUGGCGAAACAACGGAGGGAUACUGCCUUGUCAAACACAGCAGUAGCAGCAAUAGACCCAUCCCAAAACCUCGCAAAACAGCAUCCGCAGGAAUGAGCAACAAAUGCACCCCCUCCUCCAUCAGGUCAUCAGGAGUUGCUGAGGUCCUUCAGAUUCAGAAUAAUGGGAUGGAGUUUAGAGAGACUGUGAUGCAUAUUUAUGAGACCCAAGGCUGCUAUGACAACUAUUUCGCGAAUCAGGAAUAUAGUGUAGAUGGCGUUCCUUUACAUGGCUCCCCUCCGGCACCACAAAGUAAACAGUCGACUGACUCAGGGCCUCAUUCAUCGAGUAAUGAUUGUGAUAUAGAUUGUAGCUGGCAGCCACCCACUGCUGACUCACUGCAAAGGCAGAAAGAGGAGAUGCUAUCACUGUCAUCAGAGCCAGUAUCUCUGACACAUGAGAAUACAAACAAUCUGUCUUCACCGAGUGAAAACGAAACCAAGAGAAACCUUCAAAUUCUAGAGAGAGUAAAACUAGACAACACUCCAAAAAGCACGACGAAGAAAAAGAUGACUACGUCUGGCAGGAGUCAGAAGAGUUCAACUUCAACAAGUAACACGGAUAAAAAACCGAAGGAAAGCCUAAUCAGCCCCUCAAAAGAUAGCAAGCAUUCAUCUGCUGACAAGAUAAGCAGUAAGGCCAGUGUGGGAAAAAGGACGGUGAAUUCUUCUGAAAGUGCUAAAAGUGGUCAAAAGAGUAAAGGAGCAGAAAAGAAAGCAGAAAGUCUCCAAUCUAAGAAAUCCAAUAAAGGUGAAAAAACACCAACAAAGAGCUCAGCAUCAUUAGUUAGAACAGCACCACAGAGACAAAACACAAGCAAACCAGCUGCUAGCGAUAUUGGCCACAAUGUAAAUACUCCAACUGGAAGGCCUCAAAUGAAAAAGAACAUGUCAGACAUUUUGCAACCCAACAAAUCUCUUACUAAAAAGACAACUAGCAAGCCAAAAUCCAUGCCUGAAAGUGGAAUAUCACCAACAAAACCGCUUGUUUCGAUGCCUUCUCUCGAUCCUUCGCCCUCCGAGAUCCACCAAUAUGUUGAGAACUGGUUGGAGAAAGUCACCCCAGACCAAGUGCCAUAUCCAGAGGAGGUGAUCACAGAGGAAACACAACCUCGAACAAAGGUUAUAUUUCAGAUAGGCGGAGAUUCUGAAUCAGAUGAAAAGAAUGAAUGCCAUACUAAUUUUGAUGAAAAUAACCCAUCCUCCAAUGAUGUUAUAAAGGGAUCAUCAUCUUGUCUAUCAGUUCCUCUUAGCCACCAAGAACUAACAACAGUACAAGGUUUAAGUGUUUCUAUGCCAAAUGUCAGAGCUGACCUUGAACAUCAGGAGAACAGACUGAGGCCACACAAAUCUGCAGAGGCCAUCUGUCCAGCUGGCGAUGAAACAUCUUCACCAUCUAACUUUUUGAGUCCCAAAGCAAAGAUAAAGCCUGCCCUGCAACAACUCUGUUCAUCCAUUCAGUGCAUCAGAAGAGCCUCUGACACCAACGUGGCAUCCAACCUUGAAAAAUCUAACAGCCUUCCCGAUUUCCCGACACAAGUAGCCUCAGUGUUUGGCUCGUCGUGUAAAGCCUUUCUGUCAUUCUUGUCAGUGAUGACUCUGAGAGAUCACCUCAUAGACUCCACAGCACGAGAGGAUAAAAUAUCAAGAACCAAGUCAGAGGCGAUGCUAAUGAUGGAGUCCCUGCAGAAGAUUUCGGCCAUCGAGGACGAGGAAGAGCAGAGAGCAAGUCUGACUGAUUUGCAAAGCAGAGCAUCUUCUCGUUUAAGACAGAGCUGGAAGGAUUUCCAGAUUCUGAGGGAAAGGCUUGAAAGUGAACCCCUUUCUCCCAAAGUGUCAGAAACUGAGUUUGCGCUAGAUGUCGUCUCUGAAGGCGGCGAUGCAUUUGAGGAACAGCAUUCGGGCAUUGAUGAGCUGAUGGAGGAGCUGAGCAUGCCGCAAGACCUCAGGGAACAGAUCGCUUCGACAAUCAGAACUUUUUACCCUGUGGAAGAGAGCCAGUGUGUAGAGACUGAUCGAAACCAGUCAGACUCAGAGGAAGAUUUAGAGCAAUUUGUUCAGGACUGUAACGACGAAACAAAACAAUCACUUGAGUCUGAUAGUCGAUGUGUAACUGAAGACACUCCUGAUGCAGUUUAUACCCAACAGGGACAAAUAAUAAGCAAGUCAGAGCAGCCUAGUGAAACCCAAGAAUCACAGACAGAAAAAGAAGAGUUAUUAAAAGACAAAGAAAAUGAGACAAAAGAAGAAGAAAGUGGCAAAGAGGAACAAUUAGAGGAGGAAAAAGAGGUGAAGAUGAGGGAAGAUGAAGAUACAAAAGAGACAGAAGAUGAUUGUUACACGACUGAAAAGGAAGAUUGGGAAAGAGAGGAAGAGGAAGAAGAGGAGCAAGCAGCAAAAUCAGGGGAAGUAAGUAGUGAAGAAUCUAUUGAUAAAGAAGAGGGAGGGGCAUAUGAAGAGGAGGAGACAAAAGAAGAAGAAAGUAGAAAAGAGGAACAACUAGAGGAGAAAAGGGAGGUGAAGAUUAAGGGGGAUGGAGAUACAGAAGAUGAAAGUGAAGGAACUGAAAAGGAAGAUGGAGAAAGGGAGGAAGACAGAGAAGAAGAGUCUGAGCAAUCAGAAUCAGAUGAAGAGAGUGGAGAGGGGUCUGUUGAUAAAACAGACACAGAGGCUGAUAGUGAAGGGACUGAAAAAGAAAAUAGGGGAAGAGGGGAAGAUGUAGAAGAAAAGCCAGAGCAAUCAGAAUCAGAGGAAGUGAGUGAUGAGCAAUCUCUUGACAAGAAAGGAGCAGGGACAGAUGAAGAGGAGGAAGAGAUGACACUGGAUGAAAGAGAGCUGGGGGAUGAAUUAGGAGAAGGAGAGGAAGAAGAGGCUGAUGAGACAGAUGAGGAUUUUAUGAAUGAGGACCCAACUCAGUAUAGUGCUGAAGAAACAGAUGAGAGAGAGGGUGCUGGGGAGGCAGAGGAGGAAGAGAAGAUAAAUGAGAAGGUUUGCGAGGAAGGUGAGGAAAAAAGCAGUGAUGGAGGGGAAAAUGAGGAGAGGUAUAAGGAGGAGAAAGAAGAUGAAGGUGACAAUGUGGAAGAGACAAGUAAAGGGGGUGGAGUAGAAAAUGUAACUGUAGAAUUAGAACAGGAGGAGGAAGAAAAUGAAGAGUUACAUCUUGUUACAGGUGAUGUAGAGCAGGAACUACUGGAAGGUACUGAGGUAUCUGAUGAUGAGGAAAAGAAAAUUGGGGAUGGUAUUGAGGCAGAUGAGGAAGAGGAGGUGGAAGCGGAAAUAAAUGCAGUUACUGCAACAGAUGCAGAGGAAAGUGUUAGUGAAAAUGCAGAUGAUGAAAAGGAAAUGGAAGAAUUUAAUGAAGAUAGAAAUGAACUAGAAGUUGAGGAUGAAAAGGAAACACAGCAGAUAGAAGAGGUUAGUGAGGGAAACAAUGAAGAGGAGGAGGAGGUAGAAGAAGAGAGAGAACAAGAUGAAGAACAUGAGGAGGAAGGUAGUGGAGAUUCUGUGGUUAAAAAUACAGAGGAUGAGAGAGCAAGGACAACAACAGACGAGGAAGAGGUAGACGAAGGAAGGGACACGGACACAGAAGAUGAAAAGUAUGAUGAGGCUGAAGACAGGAUGAGAGAGCCGGAGCAAACAGAAAGUAGUCAGGAGGAAGAAUCAGCAGAAGAGAGAGAAUGUGGAGAAGAGUUAGAGAGGGAUGAAAAUCUGACAGCAGGUCAAACUGGAGAUGAAGAGGAGAGGGAGGAUGAUGAAGAGAAGGAGUCACAAGAGAAAUUAGACCAGGAAAAAAACCAAGGCACUGAAUCCCCAAGCAAAUACUCUUCUGAAGGUCAGUGUGCUGAUGACAAAGGUAACGGAACAGACACGGUUACUGAAACAGAUGAAGGAGGAGAGAUGCUUACAGAAAGAAGUGGCAGUUUAUCCCAUCCAGGGGAAAUAUCCCAGGAAUUACUCAACUUUGUGAACUAUGCCCUCCGGUCUGCUUCGCUUGUAUUCAUUUAUGACAAGGAUGGGAAGAUUAGGAUAGAGCCUGAUAAUGCUCAGGUUGUAAAAACCAAGCAAAGUGUUCUUCUGAAAAGCAGAAAAGACCGUUCAUAUGGCUUAAAAUGCCUGCCAAGCCCGAGCACCUCUGAUUUAUCUGAUUACAGACCAGAAACAUCAGAGAGCAGCAGCUAUAGAACUCAGGAGUCUGUAGAUAUUAUGUCACAGAGUGGAGAAGAGGCUUCAGAGAAAACUUCUCCAGUCUAUACACAUUCAGCUGUCCAAGCUGAGAGGACAAAUCUGGAACUGGCUAGCUCAAAGUUGUCUGUUGCAAGUAACUCAGGAACCUUUCCUAGUUCCAGUGACUCAGGUACUAAAGCCUCAAGGGCGGAUCUUUCUUACUUCAGUGCAGCAAGCUCAUUAAAAGCAGAUCGUGAAGCCACCACACAGGCUGCACAGUGCAUUUCUUUUGUCUCACAAAACUCAGCUGAUGGGGUUUUGAUUGAUCAAGGCAGAUGGCUCCUGAAGGAGAACCAUCUCAUAAGAAAAUCUCCUCCAGUCUCGCUGGGAAUGUACGACAAUUUGGACAGCACAUCCGUAGACACAGGUCAGGAGAACACUAGUGACGAUUCCCCGCCCCAUUUCAAAACUCAGCACAGUCCCCUUGCAGCCAUAUCCUCAUCAGAACUCGAGGAGAUGGCGAAGCCUCCGACUCCAAAGUGCAUCUACUACAAUCUGCCACAUGGUAGCGACUCGGACCCCUUUUUAGAUGCUUCAAGUAUUAAAAGCAGUGCUCGAGGCAGGGGUGUCAAGGUGUCUCCUACUAUUGACACAUCAAAAACCUGGGCAAAUAAAAAUGGCAGUCAGUCUUCCUUUGCGUCAGUGGAGUUCAGAAUCCCAGACAGAAAAGUUCAUCCCGAGGGCGAGUCAGCGGUUGUGACACAGCCAAGUAGGACAUCUGGUGGCGUAAGCCAUGUACUACAAGCACAAGACUCAAUGGACAAUCUGCAUUUGAGAUGUGGCCAAUACUGCCCCAUACUAUGA